AUGAAGAUCUUAUGCAUCAACCACAAGUUGCUGAAGUCCAUCUGGAGCAGCAGCAGGACACUUGGUGGAUCGGUCCCCCAAGCCGUGAGGCUGUUUACGUCCCUCAAUCUUUCCGAGUUUGAAGCCAUCAAUCGAGGGGACAAAGAGGUGCCGAAGUACUUCAAUUUCGCCAAUGACGUGUUGGAUAAAUGGUCUAAAAUUGAAAAGGAUGGAGGGAGACCUUAUCAUCCAGCUUUCUGGUGGAUUGAUGGAAAAGGAGGAGAAGUCAAAUGGGGCUUUGAAAAACUGGGCUUUGUCUCCAAGAAAGCGGCCAAUGUACUCACAGGGCCCUGUGGCCUGCAGAGAGGAGACCGAGUGAUCCUCAUUCUGCCUCGGAUCCCAGAGUGGUGGAUGCUAACCGUGGCAUGUAUCAGAACAGGGAUCACCUUCAUCCCGGGGACUCCACAGCUGACAGCCAAAGAUAUGCAGUACAGGCUCCAGGUGUCCAAAGCUAAAGGCAUCAUCACAAAUGAUUCAUUGGCCCCCGUGGUGGAGACUGUCUCUUCGUCAUGUCCUUCUCUGCAAACCAAGGUGUUGGUCUCCGAGAGCAGGCGAGAAGGAUGGCAACAUUUCAAGGCGUUGUUUGAAGUUGGGUCUUUGCAUAAUGUGUCCAAAGCAGGAUCAUUUGAACCUGGGAGUGUCAUGAGAAAUGGGGAAGUAGAUCUGACACUUUCCAGGUACCCAGUGACGACCUUGUGCACUGCUCCAACAGCCUACCGCAUGCUGGUGCAGCAGGACCUUAGCAGCUACACAUUCAAGAGCCUGUCUCACUGUUUGACUGGUGGAGAACCAAUGAACCCGGAAGUGGUGUCACAAUGGAAAAAACAGACGGGGUUACAACUCUACGAAGGCUAUGGACAAACUGAAGUCGGGAUGAUAACAGCCAACAAGAAGGGGAAACCAGUUAAACUGGGCUCCAUGGGGACUGCAGCUCCACCUUACGAUGUUCAGAUUGUAGAUGAAGAUGGCAAGAUUUUGCCCCAUGGACAAGAAGGAGACAUCGCCAUCAGGAUAAAACCCAAGCGUCCCUUUAGCUUCUUCUCUCACUACGUGGACAACCCAGAAAAAAACUCAGCAGUUGUCCGGGGAAACUUUUACAUCACCGGUGACCGAGGCUGGAUGGAUGAAGAUGGCUAUUUCUGGUUUGUGGGAAGGUCUGAUGAUGUCAUCAUCUCCUCAGGAUACCGCAUUGGGCCUUUUGAAGUAGAAAGUGCUUUGAUUGAGCAUCCAGCAGUAGUUGAAUCAGCCGUGGUCAGCAGUCCGGAUAUAGUCCGACGGGAGGUGGUAAAAGCAUUUGUGGUUUUGUCUCCUGAGUUCGCAUCACACAACCCAGAGAAAUUAACUCGGGAGCUGCAAGACCACGUCAAGAAAGUGACAGCGCCAUACAAGUAUCCCAGAAAGGUGAGUGUUAUAACUAGGUAGUGUUGAAUUAUUCAGAAGCCUGAGGGCGAUAACAGAAUAUCAGAGUUGGAAGGGACCUUGGAGGU
Molecule: messenger RNA, 1526 nt
Organism: Notechis scutatus (mainland tiger snake)
Lineage: Eukaryota; Metazoa; Chordata; Lepidosauria; Squamata; Elapidae
Source: RefSeq, a predicted model, not a curated record